GCAGCUCGAAGCGAGCGGACGCCGCGGGUUCUCGCUCUCUCGUUCUCUCUCGUUCUCAAGACAGAAGAGAGCACAGCCAUAGAACAAGAACACCGGGAGAAAUGACCGCGGAGUGUGCGUUCGCCGCCUCCACAUAGCGACGACGCACGGAGGUGAUCGUCGAGGACGAGGAGGAAGGCUGCCGCCCUGUACAGGUUCUACAUUGUACAAGUGAGUGGGUGACUGGGCAACUGUUCGAGUGUCUGACUGAUAGCGUGUGUGAGUGGGCUAGUGGUUGGGUACAUGAACUAUUGGGUGGGAGGGUGAGUGAGUGAACAACUGGCUGGGUGAGAAAGCGGGUACAAGAGUAGGCUCACUAGUUUAGAAGUAGGUAGGUGGGUAGGUUAUCGGGGAAGUCGACAAGUAGGUUGGGCAAAUGGCGAGCAAGUAGAUGAGUGGGCGAGUGGAAGAGUGGACUCGAGGGAGAAUAGGUGAACGAGUGAACGAGUGGAGAGUAGGUGGGUUAGUGUGUGAGUGGGCGCGUGCGUGAGCGAGUGGAUUGGUGAGUGUGUGAGUGUGCAGCAAGAUGUCAAACAUGUGCCACUACAAUGGUUCCAUCGAAUUCUUCUACAACAACAGCAACAAGGAGCUCCCGCACGAGUGGGGCACCCUUCAGGUGGUGACGCUGGCGCUGGGCAUCUUCGUUUCGGCCCUCGUCCUCUUCGCCAACGGGCUCGUCAUCGCUGCCGUCUACGUCAACAAGCGCUUCCACGUGCCCAUCUACUACCUGCUUGGGAACCUGGCGGCGGCCGACCUGUUCGCGGGCAUCGCCUACAUUUUCCUGCUCGCGAACACGGGGCCCAACACGCGCAACCUCACCGUGCGGACCUGGAUGCUGCGCCAGUCGCUGCUCGACACCAGCCUAACGGCGUCGGUCGCCAACCUGCUCGCCAUCGCCAUCGAGAGGCACGUGACCAUCUUCCGCAUGCAGCUGCACACGAAGAUGAGCAAGCGGCGCGUGAUGGUGGUGAUCGUCAUGAUAUGGGUGAUCUCCGUCUUCAUGGGCGCCCUGCCCUCCUUCGGCUGGAACUGCAUCUGCAACAUCAAAACGUGCUCGAACAUGGCGCCGCUGUACAGCGACAGCUACCUGAUCUUCUGGGCGACGUCAAACCUCGUGGUGUUUGUGGUGAUGGUGGGGCUGUACGUGCACAUCUACGUGUACGUGCGAAAGCAGACGCUGCGGAUGUCUCGGCACAGCUCGUUGCCGCGCAAGCACAAGGAGACGACGAUGAACCUGCAGAAGACGGUCUCCAUCAUCCUCGGAGCCUUCGUCAUCUGCUGGACGCCAGCCCUCGUCCUGCUGCUGCUCGACGUCGUGUGCAAGAAGGGCUGCAACCUCUACGUCUACGAGAAGUUCUUCCUCCUGCUGGCCGAGUUCAACUCGGGUGUCAACCCCAUCAUCUACUCCCUGCGCGACCACGAGAUGCAGAGCACCUUCCUGCAGGUGCUGCGCUGCCGCCGGCCACUCUACCUCGCCACCAACUCGGAGGAGGUGCAGAUCACGUCCCUCCGGAAAAACGGGCCCAAGGCCGACGGGAACAAGGGGGAGGAGCUGGCUCGCAUUGACGAAAACCUGGAGGGCAGCAGACGGGGUGACGGUGGUGGAGGUCUGCCGUGAACCGGGCCCUUUUGCUUGGGUGAGGAAGAGGGUUGAUUUGCGAUUUGAUGGAUCGGUCCAAACGGGUAAUUUUGCUCGGUGACUUAAUUUGACUGCUCACUCGACCACUCGCUUACUAACUCGCUGAACCACUUGUUGAACCACUUGCGCGUACUGGACCACUCGCUGAACUCGUCACUCCACACUCGGUUGUUUGACCUUUCUCUCAGCUGCUCGCACGUUGACCCACCUACUCGCCCAUUCCCAAAUCGUCUACUAACAUACAAGACAGGCAGUUACACACUGUCACAGAUAGAGGGACACCUUUUCAACAGACAGAUUCACAGACACAGAGCAUCUGCCUUUAUUGGGGUUCAUCAGCACUACAUGACCAUUUGCUGCCUUGUGCAUUGUGUGUAUAAGAUGAUCGCUCACUGCUGCUGCCUUGUGCUGUGGUUGUACCAUUCCAUCAUCUCUGGGUGUCAUCUUCACGGCCACAAGGGUUCGUUAACACUACUUGGCCAUCCUCCUGCUACUUCCUGACUAAAAUAAUAUGAUGUUCUCAUUGGAGUUCAUCAGCAUGCUGUGGUCAGCCACUCACUGCUACAUUGUGUGCAGGUUGAUGACACCAUUCCCAUAGUGAAUCUUCAGCGUUAACAUAUGCAGUCAUGCAUCGCUGCCUGAUGUGAAGGACUGUGUUUCAGCUUUCACUGGGUGUCAUCACCACCCUGGGGUGAGACUUAUAUCAAUACAGAGUUUGUGUGGAGCUGGAUGAGGCUCGUGUGUGUGCAUGUAUAUGGCUUUAUGUGCGUGAGUGUGCGUAGUGAGUGGCACUGCUGUGGCCUGCACAUUGCGCUGUGACCUGGGUUCAAUUCUUGCCAGUGGAUACCGGUGAGUGGUAUCUGAAUGUGCCUUGAACCUCGCCAAAGUCAAUUCUGCCUUAACUGAGCACCUGGUGUGGUGUGAAAACAUCAGCACUGGGGAAACAGGCCACGCCUCACCAUCAUGCGCCAUGAAUAUAUUUGUCGUUAUGAGAGUCUAUAUGGGACAUAAGGAAAGUAUUUAUGAAAGUGUCUUUAUUGAAAUUAAAAUAAAAGACAUGGACAAGGUUUGAGUUCCGCACACACACAACAUAACAUUGAGUUCCAUCGGUGACAAUUGUUUUUGGGCCAAUGUUUUGCAUUGACUUUUGGUUAUGCGGCAAAUGCUCGACCAGUUUCAUCUCAUCGAUAGGUGAUAAAGUUAUCCGAGAUGCACAUGACAAAUCAUAUUUAUGCCAAGAAGUUGACAUUCCCCAUGCACUUCUCAGCACUGUUGAUGCACUUGUGCCAUUGUGAAACCAAUAUGACAAUGCCAUCAUGGUAGAACUCCGGCUUGGCAUUUCCAUAUUUUUUUGGAUGGCUGCUGUUCUCGUUUCUGACACUACUUCUGGCUUUUUAACAAUAAUAACACCAAAUAUAUUGUCCAUUUGGUCUUCACACCAUUGCUAUCAUGCAGGGCUAUCGCGAAGACACUGCUUCGCCACAGAUGGCUGAACCCACUUGCUGACAAUGCUUUCACACGCACAGGUAUUCCUGUAAACAGCAUGAAAGCUGCCAUCCGUAUUUGGUAUCCGUAAUUCCACCUUUUGUGCUGGAAAGGUGAUCACAUUUGAACGACACCCACCACCACAUCAAGGAGUGUUUUGUAUGAUAACUGCAGCGCCCCCCGUGUGGCAAUGAAUGGCAACACGUGGCUUUGCUCCAUGAAUGGCACAAAUGCACAUGGGUGACUAUGCAUAAAUAUCAGCAUAGUGGACUCUGAUUACGAGUUUUUGCACAUCUCUUCUGUAUAUUAGUGUGUGCCUGUUUAUAAGUGAAUUUGUGUGCUUGCAUGUCUGCGUUUGUGCUUGGAUCUGCUUGUGUGGACGUGCAAGUGUGUUCAUGUAGGUUGACUCAGCCUUAAGUUUAUACCCGGUACCAAACAUCGGCACUCGGGAAACAAAUGUAGAUGGACGUGGUGUUGGUCGCACCACCCCCUAACUUGCCAUGCCAGUCUUAUUGUGUGUGUGCUCGCUGACAACUCUUGCUGCAACAGUGUAUAAUAUGGCUGCUGUACAAGAAAUAAUUCCCAUUGUAAUGUUUACGUAUAUGCCUGUCCAUGUGUUCACGGAUAUGUUCAUUGUAUUUUGUGUUUUAUGUACAUGAGUAAAUGUUAGGAUAUGUGUGUGUGUGUAUAUAUACUGCGUGUAUUAAUAUUCCAGUAAACGUGGACCUUUGGGCCAACAUUGAUCCAUGGGUUUCAACCACGUGCCAACAUUGGACCAACAUUUCAUGUUUACUGAGAUGUGCUCGUUAACAGCAGUUUCUUGUCCCAGUGGUCUAUGAGACUAAAAUGGGGGCUUCACUCUUUUUGUUUUUGGGGCGCCACGGUGGCGAGAUGUUAACUACCUCGCCUGGUAUACAGGAGGUCAUGGGUUUGAUCCCGACCCUGACGCCUGCUGUAUAUUUGGAGUUUGCAUGUUCUCCCCAUGGUCGCAUGGAUUCUUCUCUGGGUCCUCAGGUUUUUCCCUCCACAUUUACAAGCAAGUGUUUUGAGUAUUUGGCUGAUUCAAUUUCCACGCGAUAAGCCACUUCGUUGUUGAGAUAUCCUUUGUGGCCAGGUCGCUUAUGAAAAAGAGCUGUAAAGCUCAGUGCGUCUUACCUGGUAAUAUAACAAAAAUAGUUAAGCUUAUGAAAUUGUUUAGUGUUGUAUGUUUUCCCUGUAUUUAUGUACAUUUUAGGUCUGUAUGUUUGUAUUCGUGUGCUCAUGCGUGUACCUGUUCAUAUAUAGUUUGAUUGUAUAUGCAUGCGCAAAUAUAUAUAUGUAUGUGCAAAUACUUUUGACUGGACUUUCAUAAGGAGCCCAUUCAAGGAAGAUGUAACCCAAAAUACAAAUGGCUCUUCUCUUGUAGUUACGUGCGGACGUUGAAGGCACGUGACUAUUAAUUUCGUGAGCAAUUUGAUUAAUUGCCAUGAUUCAGGUUCACGAUUCGAUUCAAGAAUCUGUGGGUGUUUUAUGCCUCGAAUGUACACGUUUUGGUCACGGCAUCAUCAUCAGCCUCAACAUAACCAUUAGUAUAUAGAUUCUCAAACAUUGUAAAAAAUGUAUCCUCAUGUGCACUAUUUUGGUGAAGUUAAGCAUCAAAUAGUGCUGGAGUUUAAACAAAUAUACUUGUUUGCUUGUAUCAUAGAUGUCACAAUCGAUUCUAAUCAUCUCUUCGUUACACACUGGCUACAGACCGUGUGGCCCAGGUGGAUGGUCACGAUUUUGAAAAUUCCCACGUGGGGAGAGGCUGACAAUGACGAUGAACGCGAUAUUUUGUAGAGCCAUUGCCAUCACGCGAUCGUGACAUCUUAAACACAACGACAGUUGCGCUGUGGUCACGUCGCUUGGGUUGAUCCUGAAAGUCACUUUAAAGUAAUAAGUUUUUAUCAGCAAAACUUGCAACUCGUGUGGUGGACAUGCGUGGCUUUGUGUAGCUACAAGAGAAGAGCUAUUUGUGUUGUGGAUCACAUCUUUGAGAGGCUCAGGGACUCGGCCCUGUAUUCGUUAUUUAACCUGUUACCCUUGUGUAGAGAUUUUCACAACUUCACUUUGGCAUCGGAGACCUGGUCUUCUGCUGGAGAAGCUGAUGUCGUUAUUAAUGGUUGAAUAAAGGAUUUUUUUGGCAAAUACAAAGUGUCAGCGCCUCUCUGCACAAC
Lethenteron reissneri (Far Eastern brook lamprey) is the source of this 5358-nucleotide messenger RNA. Its product is annotated as lysophosphatidic acid receptor 1-A-like. Lineage: Eukaryota; Metazoa; Chordata; Hyperoartia; Petromyzontiformes; Petromyzontidae. Gene Ontology annotation, biological process: G protein-coupled receptor signaling pathway. Gene Ontology annotation, molecular function: lysophosphatidic acid receptor activity. Gene Ontology annotation, cellular component: membrane. The record is from RefSeq and is a predicted model, not a curated record.